AUGGAUCGUUGGAGGGGAAAAGUCGCUGUUAUCACUGGUGCAUCUGCCGGAAUCGGCUUGUCGAUCAGCGAGGCUCUCGUUCGCCAAGGGAUGAUCGUCGUGGGCCUUGCCAGAAGAAGGGACAAAAUGGAGAACGAAAUGAAGAACGUCACGGGCCCAGGCAAGUUUCACCCGUACGCCUGCGACGUUUCGAAAAAGAACGACGUUGCCAAAGCGUUCGAGCACAUAAAAAACACACUCGGAACGGUGCACGUACUCGUCAACAACGCCGGGAUCCUUAAGAUGCAAUCCAUCGAAGAUACUCCUAUUGAAGAGCUCGAGGAUAUCAUAAACAUCAAUCUCAUGGGAACCUUGUACUGCGCUAAAGAAGCUAUCAAAUUGAUGAAAGCUGCCGGCCACGAAGCUUACAUCAUAAACAUCAACAGCGUCGCCGGAAUGAAGACUCUGGAUCCCGAUCUUGUCCCCGGCGUAAAGAUGUACACGAACGUUUACUCUCCGUCAAAAUUCGCUAUGACGGCUUUGUCCGACAUUCUCACCAAAGAACUAAGGGAUGGCAAAAUUCGCGUGACGAACCUCAGUCCAGGAUACGUAAAAACCAACAUAGUAGGCGAUUUUACUAGUAACCUUGCCGAUAUGCCGAUAUUGAUGUCGAAAGACAUAGCUGACAUCAUCGUUUAUCUCAUCGGUUUGCCGAUGCAAGUGCAAAUAACUCAACUUACUGUACAGCCAUUAAACGAACGCUUCUGA
Messenger RNA from Nasonia vitripennis (jewel wasp), 747 nucleotides. RefSeq names its product farnesol dehydrogenase. Lineage: Eukaryota; Metazoa; Arthropoda; Insecta; Hymenoptera; Pteromalidae. The transcript is spliced from 5 exons. The coding region runs from base 1 to 747 and encodes 248 amino acids. The record is from RefSeq and is a predicted model, not a curated record.